This is a messenger RNA of Tarenaya hassleriana, 1861 nucleotides long. RefSeq names its product 3-phosphoshikimate 1-carboxyvinyltransferase, chloroplastic. NCBI's taxonomy places the organism in Eukaryota, Viridiplantae, Streptophyta, Magnoliopsida, Brassicales, Cleomaceae. Gene Ontology annotation, molecular function: 3-phosphoshikimate 1-carboxyvinyltransferase activity. The transcript has 8 exons. Gene Ontology annotation, biological process: aromatic amino acid biosynthetic process; chorismate biosynthetic process. The coding region runs from base 141 to 1706 and encodes 521 amino acids. The record is from RefSeq and is a predicted model, not a curated record.
GUUGGUGGGAAGCCGUCAAAUCUCAACAACAAAUAAGCGUCUCUCUCUAUUUCACCAAAACCCACCAUUCCCAAUUUCUCAACUUUGAAAAAACCCCAUUUUUGCAUAGAGAGGAUUGCAAUCUUCCCCGAGGAGAGCCAAUGGCGCAAGCGAGCAGAAUCUGCCAUGGCGUCCAGAAUCCACGUGUUAUCCCCAACCUCUCCAAAACCCAUGAACCCAAAUCGCCAUUCUCGGUUUCGCUGAGGACGCAGCAGCUCAAAACUUACCCGAGUUCGUCCUGGGGCUUGAAGAAGAGUGCGAGGAAUCUGGGUGCUUCGGGAAUUCGUCCGGUUAGGGUUGUGGCUUCCGUCAGCACGGCCGAGAAGCCCUCGAAGGCUCCAGAGAUUGUGCUUCAACCCAUCAGAGAAAUCUCGGGUCUGGUUAAGUUGCCGGGCUCGAAGUCUCUGUCCAAUCGGAUUUUGCUUCUCGCUGCUCUGUCUGAGGGAACAACGGUAGUGGACAACCUGUUGAACAGUGACGAUAUCAAUUACAUGCUCGGGGCGUUAAAGACACUAGGGCUAAAUGUGGAACAUGACAGUGAAAACAACCGUGCGAUUGUCGAAGGAUGCGGUGGAAUAUUCCCGGCUGCUAAAGAUUCGAAGGGCGAAAUCGAACUUUUCCUGGGAAAUGCGGGAACAGCUAUGAGGCCACUUACAGCUGCAGUUACUGCCGCCGGUGGCAACGCAAGUUAUGUGCUUGAUGGGGUGCCACGAAUGAGGGAAAGGCCUAUAGGGGACUUGGUUGUUGGUCUUAAGCAGCUCGGUGCAGAUGUCGAAUGUACUCUCGGCACAAACUGCCCUCCGGUUCGCGUAAAUGCAAGUGGUGGUCUUCCCGGUGGAAAGGUGAGGCUUUCUGGGUCUAUCAGUAGUCAGUACUUGACUGCUUUGCUCAUGGCAGCUCCUUUAGCGCUCGGAGACGUAGAGAUUGAGAUCGUUGAUAAAUUGAUUUCUGUCCCAUACGUUGAAAUGACGCUGAAGUUGAUGGAACGUUUUGGUGUCCAUGCCGAGCAUAGUGAUAGUUGGGAUCGUUUCUAUGUCAAAGGAGGUCAAAAGUACAAGUCACCUGGUAAUGCAUAUGUUGAAGGUGAUGCUUCAAGUGCUAGUUAUUUCUUAGCUGGUGCCGCCAUUACUGGUGGAACUGUCACUGUUGAAGGUUGUGGAACAAGCAGCUUGCAGGGAGACGUGAAAUUUGCGGAGGUUUUGGAGAAAAUGGGGGCCAAGGUCACUUGGACGGAAAACAGUGUGACUGUCACCGGACCACCGAGAGAUGCUUUUGGAAUGAGGCACUUGCGUGGUGUUGAUGUCAACAUGAACAAAAUGCCUGACGUGGCCAUGACCCUUGCUGUUGUUGCUCUCUUUGCUGACGGCCCGACCGCCAUCAGAGACGUGGCCAGCUGGAGAGUAAAGGAGACAGAAAGGAUGAUUGCAAUUUGCACAGAGCUUAGAAAGCUGGGAGCGACGGUGGAAGAGGGUCCGGAUUAUUGCGUGAUCACUCCACCGGAGAAGCUGAAGCCGGCUGAGAUCGACACAUACGAUGAUCAUCGAAUGGCAAUGGCGUUUUCUCUGGCUGCAUGUGCAGAUGUUCCAGUCACCAUCAGGGAUCCUGGCUGCACCAGGAAAACUUUCCCUGACUAUUUCCAAGUCCUUGAGAGAGUCACCAAGCUCUAAACCCACAUCAAAUGGCGUGUGCUUUCUGUCUUUUACCUUUGUAACGUUACAAAACUCAUCAGAGCGUCAAGAGUAUCAUUACAUUGUCUGGUGGACAUGGACAUGCCUCUUUGUAUCGAUUUUCCCAUAAUCCGAGUGAAAGUGAGAUCCGUGAA